Molecule: messenger RNA, 6299 nt
Organism: Mytilus californianus (California mussel)
Lineage: Eukaryota; Metazoa; Mollusca; Bivalvia; Mytilida; Mytilidae
Exons: 5
Coding region: 18-1085 (355 amino acids)
Molecular function (GO): protein binding
Source: RefSeq, a predicted model, not a curated record
UUCAGUAUCUGCAGCUGAUGUUGAUUUUCCUACCAUUUGUAAUUGGAUCAUCAUCAUAUUAUAAAUAUUACUACAUGGAUGAGAGAUGUGGUGAAGAAAUUAAUAUGCAAGAUGAUGAUAUUGAAACAGGAACCCUAGAUCUAACAAUUUUUCUAACCUAUAAGCCAAGCAUGAACUGCCAGCUAACAAUUAAGGCUCCUGAUGACAAGCAAAUCAUGAUAUAUUUUACAGAAAUUGAUAUGAAAGAGAAAAAGCGAAGAUAUGGAAACACUUGCGAAGAUUAUCUGGAAUUAUUUGAUGGAUCAACUACAUCUAACAAUAGUGUUCCAGGUUCUGAUUUAAAGAUAUGUGGUGACUAUGAGCCAAAGACAGCUUAUUACACUAGUGGACAAUAUCUGACUCUUAGGUUCACCAGUGACUAUAGAAGACAAGAUAGAGGAUUUGUACUUUUGUUUACUUCAUUUCAUACAGGUCUUUGUAAUGGGACAGAAGAGUUCCAAUGUCAACAAGGACAGUGUAUAUCUAAAUCUUUCCAAAAUGAUGGUUACAGUCAGUGUGGGGACUACAGUGAUGAACUUAUAACCAAUACAGACAUGGAUUACUAUGCUGUUGGUGCAGUGGUAGUAAUCAUAUGUAUAAUUGUUGCUACAUGUUAUAUCUGUAAAAGACAUAAACAAAGAGGAGCUGUCAUCAAGAGAUCGGGAAAUCAGUCAGAAAUACCACUAACUUCGCAACCAGUUUCUCAGCCAUUUCAUGGACAACAACCUGGAUAUCAACAACCACCAGCAGUAUAUCAACACCAACCAGCAAGCUAUCCACAACAACAACCAGGAUAUCACCCACAGUCUGGAUACCCACCACAACCUGUAUAUACUGAUCACAUAGGACAUCCUCAACCAGGAUAUGUGCCACUGCCAGGGAAUCCUCAACCAGGCUAUGUGCCACUGCCGGAGAAGCUGCCACAACCAAGCUACCAACCACCACCCGGAUAUCCUUCUCAACCAAACUAUCACCCAGGAUAUCAUUUAGUAGAUCCCCCACCGUAUACAGAAAGUCCAUAUCCUUCAGCCCCACCAAAACAGUAAAGAUAAAAGGCAGAUUUCAUGCCUCAGUGUGUGGCUAGGGUUUUAACUAUGUUUGUUAUUCUGAAAUGUAUUUAUAAUAGUUGUCCUGACGUUUUUCAGAAUGUUAACAUAUUUUAUGCUAAAUUAUGGUGAGUAGAAAAAAGUAAGAAGAUACCAGGGGAUUAAUAUAAACAAAUAUCAAUGAGUUCCUAGGAACUUUAUAAUUUUGCUGUUUGACAUCUGUUUGUCUAAUUAUUUGUGGUAUGUUUCAAUUGGCAUACUUUUGAUGUAAUUUAUAAUAUUCCUCUGAUCCAGAAAAUUUCAUGAAAGUUGUACAUUUUUGUAUGAAUUAGAUGCAAUGUUGGGUUUUAAAACUCUUUUAGACAGCAACCUAAUGACACAAAAAAACAUUUAGAAGUCAACAUAUAAUUGUCAAUGAUAUACAAUCACUGAAGAGAUUCCAUUCAGAUGGGCACAUGAACAUUAUUAAAUUGGUUUAACCUUUUUCUUUUUCAAAUCUCCUCUUUUUAAUCUUAAUCAGUGAAAAAGAAUAAAGUUGCAUACAAGAACAUACAAUGAAAUGCAGUUAUCUCUACAAUUACCAGUGUGAAGUAUUACAAAACCAUAUUAAUCAGAAUGUUCAUAGCAACUAAAGCAAGUCAAAAGUAUUUGACCUCUACUGAUAUGAAAUAUUAAGUCCUAUACUCUGUUCUAUGUUACUUUGUAGAUAUUUUACUUAAUUUUGGUGUGGAUAUAUGGAGAAUUAAUUUACAGGACUAAAAUUUAAUGAAUGCUAAAUUUGUCCUAACUUUUGUCUGAUAUGUCUGUAAGACUAUAUAUUUAAGGUGUCGUAAUAAGAUUUAAUGAGCCCAAAACUUAUGCCAUUUAGAUUUUGUUUAUUUUAAUUUUUUUAAACUUUACAAAUAAAAUUCUUGAGAAAUUACAAAAAAAAAUAAUUUUGUCUUGGAGACACUGAUUUAGAAAUUUCAUUCUUAAUCUUUUAAUGUAAGUCAGUUAGAGUCAGAACCCACAAAAGUACAAAGUCCAACACUGUAUAUAUCACAACGUUUACACAUAUAAUCUGAAGGUGCCACUGGAAACUGAGCUCUUACAUAAAAAUGCUUAAUGAUAUUAAGUGCUCAAAAAGGCAAGUUUCAGUUUAUAUUGCCCCAUUUCUGGUAAUGGGUGUAUGCCUGUCAUGACCCUAUUGAGGUGUGCCUGAAUUCAGAAUUUGACUUAUGCCUUCAAUCUAUAUAUACCAAAAUAUCCCAACAAGAAAAAGGUGCAAGUUGUGCUAAUAUAUUGUGCUGUCUGAAUUGUCUAUUUUUAUUCAAAAGGUAAAAAAGAUGCAAAUAUCUUGAUUUAUGUACUUUAUUAUAUAUAUGUAUUGUGUGUAAUUAUAUAUUUUAUAAAUUAUUCUCCUGUUUUGCUGUCGUUAGUCUACAGAUUAACUAAUGACUGUUGAAAAGUUUUUAUAUAUUUAUAAAUUUUUAACCAGAUAAAAUUAAAAAGAAACUCAUAAUCAGUCAGCCAAUCAUCCAAAUAAAAAAUACAUAAUAAAAUAAUGUGUAAGUUUUUCUCUCAUUCUGAGCCCGUUUAUACUUUCCCCUUUUUUAUAAUCAAUGCGUGGUUCAUUGAUCUCAGUACUUCGUUGGUCAAAAUUCAAUUAUUAAGUCCCAUUUUCUUGCUUUCCUCUGAAUUAGCUAUUGUUAUGUCACUAAAAAGUUGGCCAUGCCUGAUGAUGUCACACAAAAAAAAAACUUACCUUUUUGCAGAUUAUUGAAGUUGAUCUACUUAAUGUCUAAAUAUCAUCAAAGGAACCCAUUCGACGACCAUAUCUCAUACAAUACAAUAUUUCUCAACUCUCAACAUAUAAAUUAAAAAUAUUUAGAAUUUGAAAAUGAGUUGAGCUAAUAAACGACCCUGCAAAUGUGGAAUUUUCAAACUUCAAUUGUUUGAGUAAAUCAAAUGUGUAUGUAUUGCUAAAUGUAAUACUUUUGAAAGUAUAAUAAGAAAAAUAAUGUCUGCUUCAUAUAUUAUAAAUACAUUAGCUUACAAUAGGAAUAGAUUUCAUUUUAGUCCAUUUUCUAGAAAUUUGUCACCUUUUUCGAACUAUUUUCAUCAUUUUAUAUGUGGCUACACCCCUCACCCAUUGACAUUUUGGUUGAAAAGUAAAGAAUAUGAUAUAUAACAAAAAUUUAAAAAAAAUAGUUGUGGAUGAGGGGUGGUGCCACUGUUAAUUUUUCAGAAAACUGUCAUAAAUUUUGCUCAAGUAUGCCAAAAAAAUAUGUAUCUCACUUAAUGCAGUGGUAGAAUCUAUUUGCAUCAAACGCUAUUAUGAACAAAAUAAAGACUAUCAUAAAUGAAUGAUAUGUUGUUUGUUAACUGUAUAUGGCACAAUAUAUUCAUGACAUGAUGAGGACAAAUAUGCAAUUUUGAUAUCAUUACAUGUUUUGAACAACUGGACACCAUUUUUAUCAGCAUUGACCUUAUACCACAUCCUGUGUGUUCAACAGUUAAAGUUGAAAAAACCAAAUCUUUCAAUUAUAUAUUAUAGUGAUUGUUAUUUCCAACAUUGUUGUUAGUGAUUAAAAACAUUGAUAUAUUUAUUAUUGAGUGUGUUGGUAGCUCAUGUACUCGUUUGAAAAAGGCUAGAGUGUGAUAUAUACAUUGAUAUAAGAUAGUAUUAUUUGAGUAGAAUUUAUAUAUUUUUUUUUAUGUUAUGAGUAUUUACAAUAGAUGGUCAGUAUUGUUAUUAAAUCAAAUUUAAAUAUGGAUGCAAAAGCUUGUUCUGUAAACUGUUGAUUCAUAUGCAUAUUAUGAUUAGGUAUUAAGUUUUAUUGAGCUUUCAGGGACUGGGAGCAGAUCAGGGGUUACGAUGAAAAGGGGGCAUAAUUGUUUGUAAUGGUAAAUAUAGCUGCCAGUAUAACAAGGUAAAUUUUUAUGCCCCACCUAGGGGCAUUAUGUUUUUCGGUCUGUUCGUUUGUUCAUCCGUUCGUCCGUCUGUCCCGCUUCAGGUUAAUGUUUUUGUAGUUUUUGAUGAAGUUGAAGUCUGAUCAACUUGAAACUUAGUACACAUGUUCCCUAUAAUAUGAUCUUUCUAAUUUUAAUGCCAAAUUAGAGUUUUGACCCAAAUUUCACCGUCCACUGAACAUAGAAAAUGAUAGUGCGAGUGGGGUGUCCCGCUUCAGGUUAAAGUUUUUGGUCAAGGUAGUAUUUGAUGAAGUUGAAGUCCAAUCAACUUGAAACUUAGUACACAUGUUCCGUAUGAUAUGAUCUUUCUGAUUUUAAUGCCAAAUUAGAGUUUUGACCCCAAUUUCACUGUCCACUGAACAUAGAAAAUGAUAGUGAGCGUGGGGCAUCCGUGUACUAUGGACACAUUCUUGUUUUGACAAUUUUAUUUUCCAAUCAAAGGGGGCUUACAUUCUUUAUUGAUGUAAACUGCAUAGUAACUAUAUUAUCCUUUACGACUCACAAAAAAGAUGAAGUGCAAGGUCAUCGAUCUACUUGCCGCAAUACAUGUACUGUGUUACAAACCUAGAUAAAGCCGAUGAGGAAGGCAUUACUCUUCUAAAAAAAGCUUUAUUUUUAAAUAUCAUAGUAAGCUGAGUGGUUAAGGUUGCUGGACACAAUGCAGGCGGUGUUUAAUAUCAUGUCACAGAAGCAUAGGUUGAAAUCCUGUUGAGGUAAGAAGAAAAGUUUGUGGUGAUCUAUAUUUUAGACAAAGUAUAUAUAUACGACAUAGUUAUUUUAGAUUAGUAUUUUUGUACCUCAUUUUAAGUUCAUGUACUUUUUUUAACAAAUAGCUAUUUAUAUUUUAUUUUACAUUGAUAAAGUUUUUUGUCAAUCAAAUUUACUUGUGAUAAAAAUGAUCUGUCUUAAAAUGCUACUAGGAUAUUAUUAAGUGUAACCAUUGUUUUUGUGUUAGUGAAAUGUUUUUGACUCAUCUGGACAAAAGCCCAGUGUCAAAAUUAGCUAUAAUUGCCAUUACUAAGCAUCCAUAGUCUGUUGUCACUUUUCUUGUCUGUCUACAUUUUUAAAACCAUCUUCAAAUUCUAAUCUGAAAUCCCUUGGCCAAUUGAAAUCAAACAUUAUCUGAUUUUGACCUAAUUACAAUCCUUAAAAUUAACAAAUUUCAAUAAAAUAACAUUUUUUUCAGUCAAAACAGCUUUCUGAUAAAUUUUCAGUUUACAUAGAAUUCUAUUCCAUUUUCAGUCAUACCUCUUUCUGUUCUGUUUUCAGUUGUAGCAGAGAUUUUGUUCCGUUUUUAGUUGUAACAGCUUUCUGUUUUAUUUUCAGUCAUCUUAGCAGAUAUGUAGCUGAUAUUUGAUUUAUAACUUUGUACUAUUAUUAGUCGUGUCAUUCUGAGUUUUAUAUUGGUUGACGUACUUUCAAUAUGAUAAUGGCUAUUUCAUUACGAUAACAGUUAGACAAGUAUGAGUUGUGUUUUGUUUACCUCCUUUCCACCUAGUUACAAUCAGGAAACAGCCUGCUAUUCAUUUUUCAGCAAUCUUAGAAAACAUUAACCUGAAAUUUUUUUUAAUUUAUUUGUGAAAUGAGUAAUUAUUAUAGAUAAUAUAAUUAUUUCGUUCCAGUGGACAGACUAAACUGUGAAUGUUUCAUUUAGACAAUUUUGAUAAAGCAACUUGGCCUUAUCAAAGGUUUGGCUGGAUUAGGAAAAACCCUAUCUAAUUAUUUGCUGAAAUGGUUUCGGAAAAAUAUUUUUUGCAUUAAUUUGAAUCAAAAUAUUACAUUUAAAUAAUAAGUUUUCGGCAAUUUAUUGGGAAAAUGCUUCCCACUAAAGACUAGCUGUACAUGGGGAUCCCCAGCCAAUUUCAUGGUGAAUUGUUGUAAAUAACAUUUGAUUUAACACAAAAUGUUGUGUUAUUCAUUGAAUACACUCAUACUAACCAGAUUAGACCAGGUAUUUGAAACUCCUGCUUAAAUAUUUUUGAAUUGAGUUUCAGAAUGGUUUUCAGCUUCAAAAGCCCUGCCAUGCUCUUUAAAAUCUUACAUGAAGAUUAGUCAAGAUUAUUAACUGAUACCAUGUGAUAUAAGCUAUACAGGCUCCUUGGAAGUUUUUAAAGUAUAAAUUGUUUAUUUAAUUUUUGAUAAAUGUUGAUUGUUAUAGAUUUUUAUUAUGAUGACAUUGUCUGAGGUUGUUUACUAAGUUAUUAUCCUGUACACAAAGUAAUAUCAUGUUAAAGUUGUGCAAUAAAAUAGUUUUAAUGUUUA